UACCACAGCAACGACAUAACACGUCUAUAUUUCAAACGCUCAAUAGCGGCGGGCAGAGGAGGAACGCUACAUGACCGAGCGGAUCAAGCUACAAUCCAAGCAGCUGGAUAUUCAACUGGCAGCAGAGAGGCUUCGAGGAUCACCCCCAGCCCGUACAUAUCCUUCUCACUCCACAGAGGCACCUUCGGGGCCCUACGCUUCCUCGAGCUUGUACUAUGGCAGCAGUAGCAGCAACAGCUACUCUCACUACUCCUCAGCAGAUGCGUCCCGCUCGCACCCAAGCAGCAGCAAACACUCGCAUCUUGAUCAUAUCGCCCAUACACCACAAGAACCACAGGACCCUUCGCAGUCAACACACCAGGGUCCGCUGUAUUCUCAUCAUGAUAAGCAUGCGAUGCAGCCCAGUCCUCAGAGUCGACCUCCGUUUCUGAAGAUCAACACGGCGGUGCGCCAGUAUCAUCCUCAGCCACCAUCGACCCAGCGUAUGCCCCCGUCACCCCACUCUACCCUGCCACCGCUUCCCUCGACCAAUCCUCCAAAGACUUCGAAUCGUCACUACGGCCUUCCUCCGUUGAGCUCUUCGGCGCAAUCUUCGCCAGCUGCUGUAGUCGACUAUCAGUCUCAUAUACCUCCUCCUUUGACGCCCAAGGACGACCAUGUCUCGCCGACUUCAGCUCUCUCGCCCACACAUAUGAAACGCAAAUCUUUGAACCAUGAUGCUGUAAUGGAUGCUGUGCGUGCAAAGGUCUUCCGAAAUGCGGCUGGUCAGCAGCAUCAGCAACAAACCAAGAAGACGGCUAUAGAAUCGGAGCAUGAUCUGUCUAGCCGACGAAAGAUCUAUCAAGAGAAACCGUCGCCAGAGGUGCAAAAAAAGCAGCCAGAGUUAGUCAGUUCAGAGUCAAGACAGGAUGAGUACCCAGAGGUCAAACUAGAGGUCAAGGAGGGACCGUUGCUCUCAUCACUACCUGUAUCGAUCUCCUCACCGGCGUCGCCUUCGUCAAAGAACACAGAGAAUGGGGAAACGAGUAGCCGCUCCAGGUCAUCAUCACCACCUCCAUCCUCUUCCACCUCUAGCAAGAGCCGUCGCCCAAUGGGUAUCUCGCAACAGUUAGAGCUGGCGUCCGUUUCAGAGGCGAUGGAAGAUGUCAACGUGUCAAAUUCUGAGACAGAUGGCCGACGACCAGACCGGACAGCCGAAAACGGAGUUUCCGCUCACUAAGGCUUCAUAUUGAGAUCUAGCGACAACGGCGUUCUGCCCCACCUUCUUGUCUUUCUUGCUUGCUUGAAGAUCAAGAGGACCCACCAAGUAGGCUUUGAGCGCUCUUCUACAUGCGUUUUCGGCUGAAUAUUGUUACAAGCAAAAUAAAACUAUUUUUGAGCAUUGGAUACAUUCUG
Molecule: messenger RNA, 1395 nt
Organism: Gamsiella multidivaricata
Lineage: Eukaryota; Fungi; Mortierellomycota; Mortierellomycetes; Mortierellales; Mortierellaceae
Exons: 3
Coding region: 71-1219 (382 amino acids)
Source: RefSeq, a predicted model, not a curated record